Messenger RNA from Teleopsis dalmanni, 810 nucleotides. RefSeq lists its product as uncharacterized. The record is from RefSeq and is a predicted model, not a curated record. The transcript is spliced from 3 exons. Lineage: Eukaryota; Metazoa; Arthropoda; Insecta; Diptera; Diopsidae. The coding region runs from base 115 to 810 and encodes 231 amino acids.
UUUGUUGUUAUUAUUGUUACAGUUUUUACUUCAAUUCAGUUUUUAAUAAUUGGCAUUGGCAUCGUAAAAUCAAGCAAAUAAUUAUUUUUGAUCUGAAUAAGAUUAAGUUUCGCAAUGGAACUGUCACAGUUAGAGGAAACAAAAAUUGUAAUUAAGUCGCUUCUUAAAUGCCAUCAGCAUGAAGUUACUGUAGGCAAGCUAAGUCAAGACUUUUACAAAAGUGAAGGAUAUCAAAUACCCUUUGCAAAACUAGGUUAUUCAAGUUUAGAGACUUUUUUGCGAUCUCUCGGUAAUCUAGUAGAGGUUUGUGGAAAAGGUUACAGUGCAACUUUAAAGUUAAUUCAAAAUGAAAACCUUGCUCUAAACUCUGUAAGCUUGGCCAGUAAUGCUAGUAAUAGGGAGUUAACUGCAGAUAUUUUUACUGAAAUUCAGGAUGAAAAACCUACAGUGAACUUACGCAGAAAAUCAGAAGAUGAUGUUGACUUGCCUCCCAAUUGCAUGAAAGAUUUUAAGGUCGAAGUGGUUGACGCUGAUAAGGUGGACAAUGAGGCCUCACAGGCCGAUCUGAUAACCGUAGCUUCAGAUACUACGACGCAUCGCAGUCAUGUAACCACUGAAAUGGUGAACGAAGAAGCCCCUGAUCUCGACUUAGCAAUGACUGAUCUCGACUUAGCCGAGCGUAUCCUUCUGAAUAAAAGGGAGAAGCAAAAGCGAAGAAGACAAAGGCAAAAGGCUGCAAAAGUCACAAGAUCGGUUGAACAACUAGCCGAUCGCUUUAGCGAACUAUGUGGAGUCAUCGCUGGAGAAUGA